This is a messenger RNA of Trichophyton verrucosum HKI 0517, 606 nucleotides long. RefSeq lists its product as uncharacterized. Lineage: Eukaryota; Fungi; Ascomycota; Eurotiomycetes; Onygenales; Arthrodermataceae. The coding region runs from base 1 to 606 and encodes 201 amino acids. The transcript is spliced from 3 exons. The record is from RefSeq and is a predicted model, not a curated record.
AUGACUGAUAUCCCGGCCUCGACGACAAAGCGGCUCCUGCGCGAGCUCAAGGAGUACUCAAAGUCGCCCAAUGACGCCCUGCUCUCCCUCGCGCCCGUCAGCGACGACGACCUCCUGCACUGGGAGGCCGUCCUCAAGGGCGUCCCGGACUCCCCCUACGAAGAUCACCUUCGCAACGCCCAUCUGCCAUCCCAACAUCUCCUUCUCGACCGGCGAGAUCUGCCUGACGCUGCUCACGUCGGAGCACUGGUCGCCCGUCUACACCAUCUCCAGCACCCUGUCGGCGAUACACCAGCUGCUGACCGACCCCAGCCCGGACUCGCCGCUCAACGUCGACGUCGCGGCCCUGUUGCGAGACGGGGACCUGCUGGGCUGGACCCGGCUGGUGAAGUACUGGACGGCCACGGAGAGGUGGAACAACGUCCAACAGCGACGGUAGAAAGCAGCAGUGUCAAAUCUCUUUCUGCUGUCUCUCUUGUGAUCAACGUUCUCGCAGCGCCAGCAGCUCCUUGGGCACCGCCUGCAGGCCAGGCUGAAAAAAGAGAGGACAAAGACAGACUUUCGCUUCUUGACUGGCUGCUCGAGGCCAUCUCCACGCUCGUCUAA